GAAAAUCAACAUCGACGCCAUUGCUCUCCAAUGGGUUCGCCGGCGUUCCUUCCCGACGAGCUCAUCAUGGAAAUCAUAUCUCUCCUUGAUGUGAAAACCAUUCAACGAUUCAGGUGCGUAAGAAAAUCAUGGAAUCUUUUCAUUUCCGAUCAAACUUUCAUCCAAAUGCACUUAAAGAAAUCAUCACGGAACCCUCAUUUCGUAUUACCAAUUCCGGAUUUCCCUCUGUCAAGUACGAUUUUCUUACCUGUGCAACGUUUACUCGAGAAUCAUUCAAUAACUGUUGCCGGUGACAGUUGCCUGAUUAAUCCAAUCCUUUGUGAUGUUGUUGGUUCCUGCAACGGAUUGCUUUGUGUGGUUUGUUAUUCUGCCACAAAUGGAGUGCUCAAUCUGCUUUCAACGUUUGAGUUCUUUUUAUGGAACCCAGCAACAAGGACAAUGUCUGAAAAUUUAGGGUUUUUUGGGGACUAUGAGCCUGUGUUUGGCCCUUUCAAGUUCAGUUUUGGUUGUGAUUGUUUUACAGGAACCUACAAGGUAGUUCUACUUCAUACAGAACGAAAUGAAGACAGAAAGAGUGACGACGAUAUGUGGAUAAGCAAGGUGAGAGUUUUCAGUUUGGGUGAUAAUUGUUGGAGAUUUAUUCAAGGUUUUCCUUUGGCUCCUCUUAUUUGGAGCUAUGGUGUGCAUUUGAGUGGAACUGUUAAUUGGUUAGCUAUUCGCGGGGCAUUCAUGUCGAUGUAUGAUGGAGAAAUAUUUAGAGCUUCGGUUCCGGUUAAACAAUUGGAGAUUGUUUCGCUUGAUCUUUCGACGGAGACAAACACACAGUUUUUGCUUCCAGAGGGUUUUGUUGAGCUGCCGUGCGUUGAGCCAUAUCUCUGUGUUAUAAUGGACUGCCUUUGUUUUUCGCACGAUUUUAAUAAAACUGAAUUUGUUAUAUGGCAGAUGAAGGAGUUUGGAGUUCAAGAGUCUUGGACUCAGUUAUUCAGAAUUGAAUACUUUAAUCUUCAAAUGAAUAACCCUCCAAUGGAAGAUGACUUUGUUUAUCUUGAAUACAUGAAAUGUGAUGUUCCAUUGUUGCCAUUGUACGUUUCUAAGGAUGGAGAUACAUUGAUAUUAGCACAUGAUGAAAUUGACAACGCAGUUAUCUAUAAUCAGAGGGAUAAGAGAGUACAGAGAAGUAUAAAUUCCAAUGAAAUAUGCUGGCUUUCGGCCAUUGAUUAUGUUGAAAGCUUGGUGUCAACUCAUUGGAAAUCUGGAGUUGGAGUUGGAGUUGGAGUUGGAGUUGGAGAUGGAGAUGAAAAUGAAGACAAAGGAAAUUUGUAAUUGGAGGAUGAAGAUCAACUAAAUGACAUUGAUCUUUGAUUUGAUGGACGGACUGAUUUGUAAUAGAUUGUGAAUAUGUACUAUGAUCAUAGCUCAAGAAGGAAGUAGGGAAUAAUAGUGUUCAUUUUUUUUCCAUCUAUUUGACUUUA
Messenger RNA from Lathyrus oleraceus (garden pea), 1472 nucleotides. RefSeq names its product F-box/kelch-repeat protein At3g23880. Lineage: Eukaryota; Viridiplantae; Streptophyta; Magnoliopsida; Fabales; Fabaceae. The transcript has 2 exons. Gene Ontology annotation, molecular function: protein binding. The record is from RefSeq and is a predicted model, not a curated record. Bases 31 to 1323 code for a protein of 430 amino acids.